AUGUUUAGAGCAGAGAGAAUAACAAAAUUAAUCACAGAAAAGUUCCCUUCAGCAAAGGUAAGCAUAACAGACAGAACAAAAGAGCACAGCACCCAUAGAGAAAUGAUAAGCAAAGAUGACCCACAAGAAACCCACUUAGACAUAUCAGUGUGUGAAGGAUCCUUUGAAGGGAAGCCACUUAUAAACUCAAUAAGAGAAAUAAACAGACUAAUAAAAAAUGAAUUCACACAGGGCCUACACGCAGUCACAAUUUCAUGCACAUACACUGAUAAAUAAUAAAUAUUACACAUACA
Messenger RNA from Nematocida parisii ERTm1, 293 nucleotides. RefSeq lists its product as uncharacterized. The coding region runs from base 1 to 276 and encodes 91 amino acids. The record is from RefSeq and is a predicted model, not a curated record. The transcript has a single exon. Lineage: Eukaryota; Fungi; Microsporidia.